AUGGCGAAAAACAACACACGAGUGGAAGCGGUAGAACAACAGCUGGGGACGAUGGAAGACCAGAUGAAAUCAAUGGAGCAGCACGUGGCGAGUCUAUUCGGAGGACAACAAUCGCUACGAACGGAGUUAACGACAGAAAUUGAGGAGAAAAUUGCAGAAGCUACUCGGAAAUCGGAGUCACGGUGUGAUGAGAUGGCCAAACGGUUCGAUGAAUUAGGGCGUAUUAUGGCAGGGAUGCGUGGUAAGGACUCGACCGGCAAUGGCGGUUCACCAGCUAACACCACUGCGGCGGCGGCGCGUGGCCGUCCAGAAGCCAGCAUGCCUUACACUAUAUCGAUGCACCGACAAGGGGGCGAAUCGCACAAUUACGGAGGAAAUUUCAAUGCGGUUCAGAAGAAAUAUUUUUCGAUUAAUCGGAUGGCGGACCACGAACGUAUUGUGUGGGCAUCAAUGCACAUGGAAGGUAAGGCAGACCAUUGGUUUGCCGAUUACUUGGAGGGUAGAGAUCCGGUUGAUUGGCACACGUUUGUGGAAAUGGUUCUGGAAAGGUUUUGUGAGGAAGAAGAGGAGAGUUUGGUAGAGACUUUCAACAAACUGAAACAGGAACACUCAGUGGAUGCAUAUAGGGAUAAAUUUGAAGAACUCAAGGCGUUCAUGUUGCACACGAAUCGAACUCUAUCGGAGGCAUAUUUCAUUAACAGUUUCAUCAGUGGUUUGAAGGAUGAAAUCAAGAGUAUGGUGAGGCUGCUCAAACCUCAGACGUUGAAGGAGGCAAUGAGCAAGGCAAAGUUGCAAGAGAAGGCCAUAGAGCAAUUGAAUAAGAGUUUAAGGCAAAUGCAGAAGAACAAUGGGCUGGUAAACUCUACUCGUACUAAUAAAAGUAUAUAUAAUGAUUUUUCAGCAAAACAAAAUCCUCUAGUAGAAGAGAAAUCAACACAGGUGAAGAGACUCUCUACUGCAGAAUGGGAAGAAAGGAAGAAGAAGGGUCUUUGCUUCAACUGUGAUGAGAAGUUCACUUAUGGUCAUAAGUGCAAAAAACUCUUUAUGUUUCUGGGUGAAGAAUUACAAGAGGAAUCCAGUGGAAGUGAAACCAUGAGGGAGGAUAGAGAAGAGGAAUUGGAGCUGUAUAAGAUUUCAGUGUAUGCUUUGGCUGGCCAAGUGUCUCCUACUACCAUCAAAUUGGUGGGAAUGGUGAAUAGACAGCCUAUUUCUAUUCUUGUAGAUACUGGCAGCACCCAUACUUUUUUAGAUCCCAAUACUGCCAAGAGGUUGAAAUGCAUACUUGAGCCAACCUCCCAGUGGAAAGUUUCUGUAGCAGAUGGAAGGAAGGUCUUUAGCAAGUACAAAUGCUCACAGUUCAAAUGGACUGUAGGUCAACACCAUUUUCAGGCUGGAGUUAGACUAUUGGAGCUUGGGGGUUGUGAUUUAGUGAUUGGGGUGGAUCUUUUGAGGCAUUUACAACCUAUUACUUUCCAUUUCUCCAAGCAAAGAAUCACUGCACACUUGAAUGGACAGCCCAUUAUCUUGCAAGGUCCUCAGCCAGCAGUGUCUAUGCAAGCCAUUUCUGGGGAAAAGAUGGAAACCUUGAUUAAGAAAGGCAAGGUUAUGAUUGGGUGUAUUUGUAUGAUAGCUGGGAUGGAUGGUGAGGAUCCAAGAGCCUCUAUUACUGAAGCACUCACUGGGGUUUUGCAAGAGUUCUCAGACAUCUUUCAAGAACCUACUUCCCUACCACCUAAUAGAGGUUGUGAACAUUCAAUCACCAUUAAACCAGAGAUGCAGCCAUUUAAGAUGCAGCCUUAUAGAUACCCUUAUAUUCAGAGGAGAGAGAUUGAGACAAUGGUAGAGGAAAUGUUGAAAAGUGGCAUUAUUCAGCACAGCAAUAACCCUUUCUCUUCACCUGUACUACUGGUCAAGAAAAAAGAUGGCACAUGGAGAUUCUGCAUUGAUUAUAGGAAGUUGAAUUCCAUUACUGUCAAAGAUGGAUAUCCAAUCCCUAUCAUAGAUGACUUACUGGAUGAACUGCAAGGAGCUAGGAUCUUUUCUAAGAUUGAUCUUAGAGCUGGCUAUCACCAAAUCAGGGUGAGGCAAGAGGAUAUCCAUAAAACUGCCUUUGUAACAGCUUCUGGCCAUUAUGAGUUUAAAGUCAUGCCCUUUGGAUUGACUAAUGCACCUGCCACUUUUCAGUCUUUAAUGAAUGAAAUUUUUAGAGCUUAUCUAAGGGAAUUCAUACUGGUUUUUUUUGAUGAUAUAUUAGUCUAUAGCAAGGAUCUCAGCACUCACAUUCAGCAUCUUCACACCACAAUGACUAUACUGAGACAGCAUCAACUCUAUGCUAAAUCCUCCAAAUGCAGCUUUGGGCAGCAGCAAAUUGAGUAUUUGGGGCACAUUAUUACUGCUGAUGGGGUAGGUGUUGAUCCUAGAAAGAUUAAUGGAGUUAAGGAUUGGCCUCAACCUGCCAAUGUCAAAGCUCUUAGGGGGUUUUUAGGCUUGACUGGUUACUAUAGAAAAUUUGUCAAGCACUAUGGUAUCAUUGCUAAACCCCUCACUGAUCUCUUGAGGAAGGGUCAGUUUGAGUGGAGUGAAGCAGCUACUUUGGCAUUUGAUCAGCUGAAACAAGCUAUGUCUACUACUCCUAUAUUGCAGCUCCCUAAUUUUUCUAAAGUCUUCAUUGUUGAGACAGAUGCUUGUGAUUCAGGUAUUGGAGAUGUUCUGAUGCAAGAGGGCCAUCCUUUGGCCUUUCUCAGUAAAGCCUUAGGCCCUAAAAGUUUGGGACUUUCUGUAUAUGAGAAGUUCUUGGCAAUUCUGUUAGCUGUUCAAAAGUGGAGAGAUUACCUGGUUCAUGCCACUUUUGUUAUCAGAACUGACCAAAGGAGCCUCAAGUAUUUACUUGAGCAGAAGAUCACCACCCCUAUUCAGCAGAAAUAUUUGGCUAAACUUCUGGGCUUUAGUUACAAAAUUGAGUACAAAAGGGGUUGUGAGAAUCAAGAAGCUGAUGCCUUAUCCAGAGAGAUGUGGAGUGUUCUUCUCAGG
This is a messenger RNA of Erythranthe guttata (spotted monkey flower), 3030 nucleotides long. The record is from RefSeq and is a predicted model, not a curated record. Lineage: Eukaryota; Viridiplantae; Streptophyta; Magnoliopsida; Lamiales; Phrymaceae.